GCUCCCAUCCUUCCGGGCUCACUUGCCUCCCCAUUCCGACGGGCCUGGUGUAUUCUCGCCCCCUCGCGGUCUUUACUCCCGUCUCCCAAGUCGCUGCGUCCUGCCCAAGAUGUGCUUCGUCUUGGACUCCAACUCCAUCUGUGGCCCCGACUUCAACGGGUACCAGUUCUACAGCACCGAUCAGUACGCCAACAGCGCCGACUUCAACACCUACGUCUCGGCCCUCGUUGUCAGCGUCCAGAACGUCACCACCAGCUUCGUCGGCACGAGAGCGUGUCUGCCUGCCGUCUCCCAGUCCAUCUCGAACCAGCUGAGAUACCAGCUCUCGUCCUUCUGUGGCCGAGUUGCCUAUCUUUCUUACAACGGCUCGAACGCCUGUCCCCAGACGAAAUCCCCCCCGCCAUUCCUCUGUCCGGACCAGUGCAAGUUUGCCUACACCACUCUGACCACCGUCUACAACGAUGUCAGUGUCUGCCCAGCCACCACCAGCAGCUCGGCGAUGCAGUCCCGCAACCAGAGCAUCAACAACGUCAUCGAGUACUGCAACAACGCCCUCACCCUCCAGACAUCCAACCCUUCCGUGCAGUGCUAUGCCGGCGCCCCUCUCGAGGUCAGCAACAGCGAUUGUGGCUUCAGAGAUCAAUCCAGCCGAAUUGCUGGCUGCCAGCUCAUCCCCAACGAUCCCUGCUGUAUGGCCCUCAACGGCAACAACAACACAAACAACGGCAACACUUCCGGAGGCAGCCCCAUCGGCAUCAUCGUCGGCUCCAUCCUCGGCGUCCUUGCCCUUGUCGGCAUCGUGGUGGCCGUCUGGAUCGUCCGCCGCCGGCGUCUGCAAAAGGCCUACAACUACCAGACCGACUACACUCAGCAUCAGACCUAUGCCUCCACUGGCAACUCGAACAACAACAUUCCAAUUGCACCCCUCAAGUCGGCUCUCUCUUCUCGUUCCCAGCAACCAGACAGCCUCUCUGUACUCACAUCCGUGGGCGCUGCUGCUGUUGCCCAGGCUCCUCCGGCCUCUAAAGCUGCACCCGGGGCUGCCGCUGCCUCCAUCGAGCUCUCUCAAGCGAUUCCUGGGGCCACUGCUGCCCAGAAUGUCAUGCGAGUCGUGCACCCCUAUGCUCCCACUCUCGCCGACGAGCUCGAGCUCGAAGUCGGCCAUGAUGUGAUUGUGAUUCGAUCCUUUGAUGAUGGCUGGGCUCUCGGACUGGUGCCCACCACUGGCAAGCAGGGCGCUUUCCCCCUCGUCUGCGUGGCCCGGCCUGAAGAUGUGGUCGCCUUUGAGCUCGCCAACGGUGGCCAGCGGUUCUCGACCGCCACCUCGAGCGACAUCCAGUUCAACAAGCGUAUGUCGUCUCAGAUCAUCUCGGCCGAGGACAUUGAGGCAGUCGCCAAGAUGGUUGUCCAGCAGCGCUCGACGAUGAUCAAUGCCAACGGCGAAGUGCGGCUCCAAUAAACAACGGGGGCACCCCGGUUUUUUGAGCAUUGA
Messenger RNA from Polychytrium aggregatum, 1492 nucleotides. RefSeq lists its product as uncharacterized. The record is from RefSeq and is a predicted model, not a curated record. NCBI's taxonomy places the organism in Eukaryota, Fungi, Chytridiomycota, Chytridiomycetes, Polychytriales. Bases 110 to 1459 code for a protein of 449 amino acids. Gene Ontology annotation, molecular function: protein binding. The transcript is spliced from 3 exons.